Messenger RNA from Manihot esculenta (cassava), 891 nucleotides. RefSeq names its product salicylic acid-binding protein 2. The record is from RefSeq and is a predicted model, not a curated record. The transcript is spliced from 2 exons. Gene Ontology annotation, biological process: jasmonic acid metabolic process; salicylic acid metabolic process. NCBI's taxonomy places the organism in Eukaryota, Viridiplantae, Streptophyta, Magnoliopsida, Malpighiales, Euphorbiaceae. The coding region runs from base 19 to 810 and encodes 263 amino acids. Gene Ontology annotation, molecular function: methyl indole-3-acetate esterase activity; methyl salicylate esterase activity; methyl jasmonate esterase activity.
ACGCACAAAGCAGCAAAAAUGAAUGGCCUCAACCGGCAAAAGCAUUUCGUUCUCAUUCACGGGACAUGCCAUGGGGCUUGGUCUUGGUACAAGCUAAAGCCACUGCUUGAGGCUGCCGGCCACCAGGUCACAGCGUUGGACCUGGCGGCUUCUGGCAUCCACAUGAAGCCAAUCCAACAAGUUCAGACACUAUCUGACUAUAGUCAACCUCUGUUGGAGUUUUUGGCUUCACUGCCUCAAAAUGAAAGAGUUAUCCUUGUAGGCCACAGCUUCGGAGGCCUGAAUUUGGCUCUUGCCAUGGACAAAUUCCCUCAGAAAAUUGCUGUUGCUGUUUACUUAGCAGCUUUUAUGCCUGAUACCCUUCAUCAGCCAUCUUAUGUCUUGGAUCAGUACAACAAAAGGACCCAAGAUGAAGCAUGGAUGGAUACACAACGUUUACCCUACAGCAGCUCUCUGCAGCACAUGACAACAACAUACUUUGGGCCAAAGUUCUUAUCUUCGAAGCUCUAUCAACUCAGUCCCACUGAGGAUCUUGAAUUGGCCAAGACUUUGGUGAGGCCUUCGUCGCUGUUCUUGCACGAUCUCUCUCAGGCAAAAAAGUUGUCUACUGAAGGAUAUGGAUCAGUUAGGCGAGUAUAUGUCGUAUGCCCAGAAGACAAAGCAAUUCCUCUUGAAUUUCAGCAGUGGAUGAUUGCAAAUAAUGCUGUUCAACAAGUGUUUCAGAUUGAAGCUUCGGAUCAUAUGCCCAUGUUUUCUAAACCCCGUGAACUUUGUCUUUGUCUCUGUGAGAUAGCCACGAAAUAUGCUUAAAAUUAUUAUUAUUACAAGAUCAGUAUCAUAUAAGAUCUUGUCAAGUUGGUAUAUGAUGUACUGUUGCCUGCUAGGUUUUCU